AAAAUAAUAAAGUCAGUUGAAAUCACGAAGCUGGUAAAUAUGAGAGUUGACUUUCUAACUGGUUUCGUUUUUGAAGCCUGUGUUUAAAUUCAUCGGAUUUUACGUGACCUUCCCGAAAAAGUUACAUAACCAAUUUGAAGUUCCAACAUCAAUAGCGUGAGGAUUACGUUCCUAUGAAAGAAAAAGUUCGAAACCUAAUUUUUGGGUGCAUCUCAGUUUUGGGAGGCGUUCUAAUCCAUUUUGCCUUUGGUUUCUUCUAUAGUACUGCUAACAUUGUACCCUAUAUUAUUAGUUACAUCGUAGUACGGGUUGACCCGGAAUUGCCAAAUACAUCAUCAGUUUGGAUAUCUGGCAUUGCUUUGGCUAUACAGGGCGUUUCUAUGCCAUUUGGUGGAUUGGUUGCCAGGAAGUGGGGCUUUCGUAUUGUUGUUGCUGUCAGUUGUUUACUUGAUAGCAUUAGUAUUUUUCUGACUUACGUCACUGUACAGAGGUCCUUUCCUGGAGUCAUCAUUACGUAUUCUGUACUGCAAGGGUUGGGUUUGGGUUUUGGCUAUUCCGUAGUAUUGUCUGUGGCCGCAACGUGGUUUCCAAAACGACGUGGUCUCGUAGUUGGUGUGAUUGUUGGUGGCUUUGGCUUAGGAGCCCUGGUGUUCACUCCGAUCGAAACUGCUUUAAUCAAUCCAAGCAAUAUCCCUGUUGACCCGAAAACAAGGCAUUUUACGCAUCCUGAUAUCCUUGAUCGGGUUCCAGUUGCGUUUUUGAUUCUUGGUGGUAUUCUUCUUGCAUUACAAAUAAUUGGAUUUAUAUUAUUGCGUCCAAAACCACUUGAAAGUACACAAGAUCGAGACACAGAACUGGUUGUGCGAAAUAGAAUAAAUUCUGAUCCUAAUCCAGUUAUUGGACGUUUGCGUUCAACCCAAACAAUUGUUUCAUUAUAUAGACUUUUAUCUUUUAUGGUUUGUAAUGUUCUGUGACAUCAUACCAAUCACUAUAAUAACAUCGGCUUAUAAACUGUUUGGUGCUCAGUAUAUUGAUGAUGACCAAUUCUUAUCCAUUGUGGCUACAUUUUCAUCUCUUUUCAAUGCCGGUGGUCGUGUUAUUUGGGGUGCCAUUGUUGAUCGAUUAUCCUUUAAGAUACCAAUGAUGAUCAUGCUUGUAAUUUGGGCAAUAGUGCUAUUAUCAUUCCCACAUAUUGGAUCACUGUCAAGUGUUGGAUUAAAAGUUACGUAUGCUAUUUGGGUGUUCAUUUUGUUUUUUUCGCUGAGUGGUGUUUUCGUCAUUCAACCUGCGGCUACUGGGAUUCUGUUUGGCCCUUUAAAUAUGGCGGUGAAUUAUGGGAUAAUUUUCACUGGAUUUUUGGCAGUAUUCUCUGUGCGAUCAUUACAUACUUCAUUAAUACCCCGAAUGCUUAUUUGGUACAAUUUACUGGUUGUGGUUGCGUGUGCAUAGUUGCUCUAAUCGCCAGCGUUUGGAUAGAAGACCGAAAAAUGUCAAAGCGUUGUAAAAUCUGCAAUUGUUGCACUACUAUGUGUAAAUCUCUACGAGUUGGAUAUCAUGGUAUUGAAGGUACAGAGGCAAUAUUAGAUGAUACAAGUUGAAAAAGAACAACAAUUAAAAACAUAUUAAUGGAGCAAUUUACAAUUUAUAUAUUUAUUUAUAAGCAGAUUAGUUCUCUUUAUUAAAAAAGGUACAUUUGUCACGAUUUUCGAUAAAUUAAGUAGAACAUUUUGAUUUUUAGUAAAUAAGCUAUUAAGGUUUGUUGUUUUGUUUUUGUAUAAACAAGGUGGAUGUUUUUCCAUUUAGAAAUGUUCCUAUCAACUUUCCCAACCAAAACAUUUUUAUAUGCAAUUGUUCUGGUUUUUAUAAUUUAUAUAUGUGAAUGUGAUUUUAUAGCAAGUAUUUUGCUACAUUAAUAUUCAUUUUAUUGUUGUGUGGUAAGUGAAUAUAAACUAAAGAAAAAGAGAAAUAUCAUUGUUUCAUUUGGACAGUUGUUUUCUAUCAAAAUACUGGUUUUAAUUAGAUUACAAAUUUUUAGUACUGUCAAUAGUGCACAGUAAUAUAUAUAAUUUCAGAUAUAGUAAUAUAAAAAAAUCAAUAGUCUACCAACAUCUCAGAAUACCGAAUCCGUUUUAAUCACUCCUAUACGUAUGGAAACUAACAACAAGAUCAUAAUUAAUCACUCGAAUGUUAAAUAUUUGUAACUAGCAUUUUUAAGUCACACAGAUCUAGUUCAGAAACGUAUCGUGAUUCUACG
Schistosoma haematobium is the source of this 2254-nucleotide messenger RNA. RefSeq lists its product as uncharacterized. The coding region runs from base 174 to 974 and encodes 266 amino acids. The record is from RefSeq and is a predicted model, not a curated record. Gene Ontology annotation, biological process: transmembrane transport. Lineage: Eukaryota; Metazoa; Platyhelminthes; Trematoda; Strigeidida; Schistosomatidae. The transcript has 12 exons. Gene Ontology annotation, molecular function: transmembrane transporter activity.